Messenger RNA from Hemibagrus wyckioides, 2445 nucleotides. It is a transcript of the gene senp2, whose product is annotated as SUMO specific peptidase 2. The transcript is spliced from 17 exons. Gene Ontology annotation, cellular component: nucleus. The record is from RefSeq and is a predicted model, not a curated record. Gene Ontology annotation, molecular function: deSUMOylase activity. Gene Ontology annotation, biological process: protein desumoylation. Bases 137 to 1912 code for a protein of 591 amino acids. NCBI's taxonomy places the organism in Eukaryota, Metazoa, Chordata, Actinopteri, Siluriformes, Bagridae.
CCCAGGACUAAAUAACGUUGUAGUAAAGCCUGUUAGGAUUGAACAGUGUCGCAGUUGAUGUGUGGAAGUUUGUAAUUUUUUAAAGAUCCUGGCACUAACAAACAGGCAGGUGACUGAGUCUUCGUGGUGGUUUGUAAUGUAUGAAUGGAUAGUUGAUGGACUGUCGUCGCUGUUUGUUCCGUUUUCCGUGUUUUCUGGAGGGAAUUCGUCGAGCUGGCCUACGGACGGUAACCAGCCACCACCACCACGAGACGCGGUCACUUCCGAAACACAACAACAACAACAACAGGAAAAUUACCGACCUGCCAAACGAAACUAUCAAAGUAUCCACUCUCCCGAUGGCGUAUCGGAGCAACUGGAAGUCAAAAGACCAAGACGAGAUGUGAUCGUCCGAGUUGUUAAGAAGACUUUCGCUGGGAUUGCAGGGCUGCUCCGUUUGCGACACAAGCCAUGCCGUUAUGAAAGGGAGAGAGACCGUAGAGAAACGCAGAUUGGACAUGUUGCUUUAGUGGGAAUUGAUGAAAUUCACAGCAACGGCCUAAACAAGUGGAUGAUCGGUGGGGAUGUUAAAAUGGAGAAACGGAGAGAGAUGGGGCUGAGUGGGAAAGAGAGGAGUGUGCCAAACUUCUGUGUAGGUACCCAGCCUCUGAUGAGGAAACCUGAAAGCGGAUCGGUGUUAUUUAUGGGAAACCAGGACCGACAGAAAGAGCUUCCACACAGGAGGUCACUGCACUUGCUGCCGUCACGCCCUGUCCUCCCUGAGACGGAUCUCCCCGGCCGCACACACAAACCCUGCCUCGCUGUGGAGGAGGCCCUGAAGGAAAGUGACAGGGAGCACUACAGAAAGCUGGUGGAGAUGGUGUCCGAGAAGUACUCGAAGAACAAACCGCUGCCGUUUGGACGAGUGAAACCGCCCGUCACAACUUUUCCCCAUGGCCGUACUACUCCUGAGAUCAGCAAACCUACACCAAUCAAAGUGAACCCACAUGCACCAUUGUGGAGGAAUUCUACUUUAAUAAACCAUGUGAAGGACAGUGCACCAGUCAGUGAUGUUGGGAGGAAGAAAUCAGACCAACCUUUGAAUAAAAACAGGCUAUUAGACGUGGAUCUGUCCGUCGAGGUAGAAACCCGGCUGAACCUGAAGGACAGAGAGACCACUGCAGUGUGUCAACCAUCAGUGCAGACCCGCUCUGAACCUGUGUUUGAUGUGGGGAAGCACCUGGAGGAGGAGUUUCCCAGACUGACGAAGGAGAUGCAGCAGGAGGUGAGUGUUGCUCUCGCACACAGAGAUCCUGACCUAAUCCUGAGCAGCGCUUUCAAACUGCGCAUCACACAGAGAGACCUGGCAACCCUGCAGGAGGGCAGCUGGCUCAACGACGAGGUGAUCAAUUUCUACCUUAACCUGGUGAUGGCACGGGAGCAGGAAGUGGGCGGGAAGAAGGUGUACUGCUUUAGCACCUUCUUCUUUCCUAAGCUGCACGGGGGUGGCCAUGCUGCUGUGCGUCGCUGGACCAAGGCUGUCGACCUCUUCCUCCACGACCUCAUCCUCAUCCCCCUGCACCUAGGGGUCCAUUGGUCUCUUGCCGUUGUUGACUUCAGAGCAAAGUCUGUGAGGUCGUACGACUCCAUGGGUCAGAGGCACGAUGACAUCUGUAACCUGAUACUGAUGUACAUAAAGGAGGAGUACGAGGUCAAGAAAGGCAAAGAUAUGGAAAUCUUAAAGUGGACAGUGACCAGCUUGCGAGCCACUGAGGUUCCGCAACAGAAGAACGGAAGCGACUGUGGAGUCUUUGUUUGCAAGUAUGCCGACUACAUAGCACGUGGACGCCCCUUUACCUUUAGACAGUGUCACAUGCCAUAUUUCCGUAAAGUGAUGAUCUGGGAGAUUCUGAAUCAGAAGCUGUUGCAGUAGGAAGGGAAAAAAGAGAGAAAAAAAACUGAACUUGACCUGACCAAAGCACCGGACCACACAACGCUCGUCCUCCACAUUUCUCUACAGACAUCUGCUUGUCUGCUUCUGUUCUGCCCUUGGCCCUGUCCGGUCUGUUUAGACGGGUGGUGGUGCUUAAAUCACGGGUGUGUGUAUGUGUGUGUGUGUGUGUGUGUGUGGGUCCAGAGGGAUAAAGGUUCAGGUCAGACGGUCAGGCACAUAAUCAGCACAUGGAUGUUUAUUUGUUCUAACUGCUUUGUUGUUAAUGAAGCAUUUGUCAUUCCUAGAAUGGUCUUAUUGCCUGUGUGUGUGUGUGUGUUAGGCUCUAGUGCUCCUUUCAUUGAGAUGUGAUUAUUUGAAUGUAUGCUGAUGUAAAGAAGUGCAUGACGGUCUUUUUUUUUUUUUUUUUGGUUUCAUUUUGUCCAAAAGACACCCUCCACACCACACCCCACCCCCCGCCUGUUGGGCUGAAUUUAUUGUUGUACUUUUUUAACACUAGGGGGAAAAAAAAAGAA